Messenger RNA from Miscanthus lutarioriparius, 1716 nucleotides. Lineage: Eukaryota; Viridiplantae; Streptophyta; Magnoliopsida; Poales; Poaceae. The record is from the annotation of a GenBank genome assembly.
AUGGACAUGGAUGGAUCCAGGCAGCAGCAGAGGAGGAGGGGCUCGCCGCCGGAGGCGUCGGGGAGGCCCCGCACCGUGCCGAUCGCCGUCACGCCGGAGGGCUUCUGGUGCUGCCCGUCCCCCGCCGCGCUGCACAAGAGCCUCCUCAAGAACCCGCACCACCAUCCCCACGCCAAGCACGCGCCGGCGCCGCCGACGCAUAAGACCCCCUCGGCCCCUCCGUCCAGAGCCCCCUCGGUCCAGACCGCGCCGUCGGUGACCGACGACCCGGCGCCCGCCGUGACGGACGACCAGCAGCACCACAACCACAGCCAAGCGACAACUGAGGCUCCGGCUCCGGCCGGCGGGCAGCAGGAGCCGCCGCCGCAGCAGCACAAGGUCUGCGUCGGGUUCGGGCGGCCGGAGACGAGCGACCUGACGGUGAUGCUCUACGGAAAAGAGGGCAUCGCGGUCAGGAUGAGCGUCCACAGGGACGUGCUCUCCCAGAGCAGCGCCUUCUUCGCCCAGCGCCUCGCCGCCGCCGGCAACCCCGCCCCCGCUCCGCCGCCCUGCGUGGAGAUCCACGACUGCGACGACGCGGAGAUCUACGUGGAGACGGUAGGCCUAAUGUACUGCGACGAGGCCAAGCACCGGCUGCUGCUCAAGCAGAGCGUCCCGCGCGUGCUCCGCAUCAUGAAGGCCGCUGACGCGCUCGGCUUCCACGCCUGCGUCACGUCCUGCCUCCACUACCUGGAGGCCGUCCCGUGGGACGGCGACGAGGAGGAACGCAGCGUCGUGUCCUCGGUCCGCCGUCUCCAGAGCAGGGACAAGGACGACGGCUGCAACUACUACGGCGGAGUCGUCACCCCGCUGCUGAAGAGGAUCGCCUCCGACGACUGUCUGAGACCGCCCAGCGACACGUUCGCGAGCAUCACGGAGAUGGUGCUGACGAGCACCGACGACCGAGGCCGUCGCGAGAUGAAGGCCCUGGUCCUGAACCUCCUCAAAGAUAGCACCCGCAGCCAUGGCGUCGGCGUCACCGGCGGCGACGGAUCACCACCAGACGACAUCUCCUCUGCCGAAACGCUGUGCGGUUCGUGCCGGGGCUGCCUGGACCGGCUCCAGGAGCUGUUCGCCGAAGCGUCGUCGUCCGAACCGGACUACUACUGCCCCGCCGUCGUCACGCGGCGGAUCGCGCUGGAGACCGACAACCUCCUGUGGCUGGUGGAGAUGCUGAUGCUGGCGAGCCAGCGCGCCGGCGACGGCUUCGUGGCGCUGUGGUCGGGGCAGGCGGAGCUGGCCGCGUCGCACGCCAGGGUGCCGGCGCCCUCCCGCCACGCCGUGAGCCGCGUCACGGCGCGGCUGUUCGUCGGCGUCGGGAGAGGGGAGCUGCUCCCGCCCAGGGACGCCCGCCUCCGCCUCCUCCAGGUCUGGCUGCACCCGCUCAUCGACGACUACGCGUGGCUGCAGCGCUGCGGCGGCUCCCGGCCGUCGUCGGCGUCGUUCGACAGGAGGCUCGUCGAGGACGGCAUCGGGCAGACGAUCCUCACGCUGCCGCUGGAGGACCAGAGGUCGAUCCUGCUUGCGUGGUUCGGGAGGUUCUUGAAGCUCGGCGACGAUUGCCCGAAUUUGCAGAGGGCGUUUGAGGUGUGGUGGAGAAGGACUUUCGUCAGGCCGUAUGUUCUUUGUCAGCCUGAUUCUGACGCAGGUGAUGUUUCGCCAGCGCCCAUCAGAUAA